Molecule: messenger RNA, 255 nt
Organism: Penicillium odoratum
Lineage: Eukaryota; Fungi; Ascomycota; Eurotiomycetes; Eurotiales; Aspergillaceae
Exons: 2
Coding region: 1-255 (84 amino acids)
Source: RefSeq, a predicted model, not a curated record
AUGAUCUUUUUCGAGACAUCGAAGCUCAAUUCUAAGUAUCUCAGAUCCCCAACGACAAAUGCACACUACACGGCCGAUGCACGUCGAACAUGGAUCCAACGCAAAUGCGAAACACCGUUCAAAGACAUUGUGCUUGUGGGCCUUCCCCGGCCUACUGAAGCUCUUGUAGCUAUCAGUCGAGUAAAGCCCGAGGAUGAAGUGGAACAAACUUUCACGCGCGAAGGAUGGCAAUGCGACGAAACUAAUCAUACCUGA